Messenger RNA from Scatophagus argus, 2309 nucleotides. RefSeq names its product unconventional SNARE in the ER 1 homolog (S. cerevisiae) (gene use1). Bases 60 to 833 code for a protein of 257 amino acids. Gene Ontology annotation, molecular function: SNAP receptor activity. The record is from RefSeq and is a predicted model, not a curated record. The transcript is spliced from 8 exons. Gene Ontology annotation, biological process: retrograde vesicle-mediated transport, Golgi to endoplasmic reticulum. Gene Ontology annotation, cellular component: SNARE complex; endoplasmic reticulum. NCBI's taxonomy places the organism in Eukaryota, Metazoa, Chordata, Actinopteri, Scatophagidae.
CCCACACCCGCGCCGAAUCUUUGACGUCAUACUCCUGCGACGGUGUGUCAGCUUCAAUCAUGGCUUCUAGGUUGGAAAUUAAUUUCAUCAGAUUAUUGUCUCGCUGCGAAUCUAUAGCGUCGGAGAAACGAGGAGAAACCGAAUGGAGAUUAGAAAAGUAUGUCGGUGCCCUGGAGGAGAUGUUGGUGGCUCUGCGGAAAUGCCACAGCAAACCCACACCAGAAGUACUGACCGAAUACACGAGAAAAGUAGAUUUUCUGAAGGGACUUCUAGAAGCUGAGAAACUGUCCUCACCAACAGAAAAGGCUUUAGCUAAUCAGUUCCUCGCUCCCGGGCGAACACCAACAAUAGCCAACGAGAGGAUGCCUGCCACUAAAACAGUCCACAUGCAGACGAAGGCCCGGUGUACAGGAGAGAUGAGGGACGAGCUGCUUGGGACGGGGUUAUCAGGCAAAGGCACAUCAGAAGCAGAAUUGCGCAAGAGAAGGGGUCUUCUUCUGGAUGAGCGUCAGUCUGCUGCCGAGCUGGAGGCCGUCCUGCAGCACCACCACAACCUGCAGGAGAAGCUUGCUGACGACAUGCUCAACCUGGCCAGGAAUUUGAAAAACAACACUCUGGCAGCGCAGAACAUCAUCAAACAGGACAACCAGACUCUGAGCCAGUCGAUGCGUCAGGCCGACCUCAACUUUGAGAAACUGAAGACGGAGUCAGAGCGACUGGAGCAGCACACCAAGAAGUCCGUCAACUGGCUGCUGUGGCUGAUGCUCAUCCUGGUCUCCUUCACCUUCAUCAGCAUGAUCCUCUUUAUCAGAAUCUUCCCGCGACUCCGAUGAUGAUGCGUCUGCGAUACUGAACUCUUAGUCCUGCAUCCUCCUGUGUUUACAGAGCACAAAUAAUAGGCCUCAUUAGAUCUGUGCAGCCUCUCCGUAUGUGUCAGAACCAAAAUGAACCGUGCACUUUUGAAACUGAACGUUUAAAAUGUGGUUUGAAGCAUCAUUUGAGCAUUUUUUUUAAGCAGAAGAGAGCGAGAACAGGGUUGAGGAGCUUCCUGCCGGAGCAGCAACAUAGUCUUAAUACACAGAGAGCAGAAACUGGGCCUUGAUUAUUCUUAUCCCUCAUCAGGUAGGCUACUAGCCAUUCACUACAUGUGUGUCAUUUCUUCCUGUGGGUCUCAAGUCUAAAUCAUCAUCUUUGGAACUUUUUCUUUUCCACCAUGCGCACACCUGAAAGAGUUCACGAACCGUCCGCUGUCUGCCAAUACUGCAUCGAGCCUGGUUUCAACAUUAUGUUGAAUUGAUUGAAUGGUGAAUCUAAAAGUUUGCGUUCAUAAAUAACUGUGGAUAUGCUAAAACUUUUAAUUGAACUGCCAGUAUUUAGCAUUUCUCAGCACUACUUGCAUUUAAAAAAAAGCUUUAUAAUGCACUAUGAUGACAUAAGAGAUGACUUAAGUGUGUUAAUGUGCAGGAUACAUCAAUAAUUUCUCCUGUAAAGACAUAUUUUAUAGGAGUACAAUUAUAUUAUCAUACAUUAUCAGUUUUUAUCCCCUAAACAUGAGAGGAUAUGUUCUAAACACGCUUGUUUAUGUUAUGUUGUUGUGUCUCGUUCUUAUUUAUCAAUUGCCGGUAUGGUCCUUAUAAAUGAUAAAUAAGGGGAUCAAAGUAGAUUUACCAGUUGUUUUGCUAAAAAUGAUUCAACAUUACAAAUUGCAAACCAGAUUUCAAGCAUCAGUUAAAUUUUUCUUCUCCCGGUUUAUGUUUUUUGGAAACAAUUGGAUUUUGUGCUGUUAAGUUCUGUGCUCCUCACAUGUCUGUCGGUCCUGUUUGUUGCUUCUGAGUGUAUGUUUUGGUGGUGAUGAUAUCUUCAUGUUGGUGAUGAGGUUGCCGAUGAAGUUGAUUUGAUUUUGAUUUCAUUAAAUGACUAUAACUCCACAGAAACAUUCAUAUGAUUCAGAGCGGCAGCUGUUUGUGUUUAGGAGAAAUCACUUCCAGAAAUGUGUGUCGAUGCCAAAUUACAACCAUCUCCUUUAAUUGUUUUUGGCAUAAUAACUGUGAGAAUGGAAUGUCUGCUUUCCCCUCAUAACCUAAACACCGAAUUAUACCCUCUGUCGUUUUUGAAAAUGAAGGAUGCAGUGGCGUCAUGUGGCCAGUGAGUGUCAGUCACAUCCUUUGAAAGCAGACAGAAAAUGACCUCAGUGGCCCCAAUGGCCUGAUCAAGCCAUGAAUCCCAAAUUAACCCCACUACUCAUUUAGCAGUGAUCUGAGGGUUUAAGUAUGGCUAAAUAAAGGCAGUAGACCACAGAAAAAGCACAA